Cryphonectria parasitica EP155 is the source of this 1848-nucleotide messenger RNA. RefSeq lists its product as uncharacterized. NCBI's taxonomy places the organism in Eukaryota, Fungi, Ascomycota, Sordariomycetes, Diaporthales, Cryphonectriaceae. The coding region runs from base 1 to 1848 and encodes 615 amino acids. The record is from RefSeq and is a predicted model, not a curated record. The transcript has a single exon.
AUGCCGAAGCAAUACGUUAUCUUCGGGCGACCCGUGCCGCGGGUGUCGUCGCGUCGCAUCUCCGUCCUCCUCGCCAGCCUGGCCCUCUUCGCCGUCUUCAGCCUGCUCUUCACGGCGCCCUCCUCGAUCCCCGGGCCCACGCUGUCCGGCUCCGACCACAAGUUUUCUAUGUCGAUGUCCAUACCAAAAUGGAAGAACCUGCCGACGUUCAGCCUCUUCAAACCGCUGGCCCACGAGCCGCUGCCACCCCAGGCCAACUCCACAGACGGCGACUCGCACUGGUACUCAGACUGGAGGUGGCUCGCGAUCCCCUUUAGCUCGAGCUACACGCUCGAUGAGGACAUGACUCUGCUGCCCGUCAUGCCUAAGCGAACCGAGAUCUACUGUUAUUACGACACGACGCUGAAGAGGGAGCCCGCUGAGAAGGAGGCCGAGAGCGACAUCCUGCUGUCGUGGCGCCGCGCGUGGUGGGCGCAGGGCUUCAGGCCAAUCAUCCUGAGCGAGCAGGAGGCUAUGAACAACCCCAUCUACGAGGAGCUGCAGCACAUGGUAGACAUUGACCCGGCCCUGAAGACGGAUGUGAUGAGGUGGCUUGCCUGGGAAAACAUGGGAGGCGGCCUGCUAGCUCAUUAUCUCGCGUUCCCCAUGGCGGCCCACGACGACCCGCUCUUGUCAUACCUACGCCGGGGUGAAUACCAGGGCCUCACGAGGUGGGAGAACCUCGAUGACGGUCUCUUUGCCGGGGCGAAGCAGGAUAUUACGGCCGCCAUCAAGGCUGCGCUGGGCAGCUCCCAGAUGAAGACGGCCAAGACUCUCCUCGAUGCCGUGCCGGCCGAGAAGGACACCGAGAAGAAGAUGAUCUGGGUCGACAAGACGCCCAAGUCGGUGGCGUACUACAAUGCCGAGACUCUCAAGCACAAGUACCAAGUGGUGGCCUCUGCCAUCACCACGAACCGCGCCAAGGGGCUGGACCAACUGAACCAGCUCAUCGGCUCCCAUCUGCACCUCACCUGGCAAAACAACUUCAACAAGGGCAUCUCGGUGCUGAAGCCACUGCCAAAGCACACCACAACCAUGAUUCAGCCCGCCGUCGAGCUGGCCAACCGGCUACAGAAAUGUACCGAGUCACCAAUGCAGUCGUCAUGCCCACCCAACAACCCCAAAUGCGCCCCCUGCGUGUCCUCACAGCCCAUGAAGAUCUCUAGCCCGCCCAGAUACCGCAAUACGACAGGCCUGUACACGAUAGGAACUGUGCCACACCCUUACACGCUGCACAUCUUGAACGAGUUCAGAGAUACUCUGGACAUUCCCUGGAUACGCCGCAAAUCGGAACGCGACCUCUGGCUUGCCGAGGUCACCAAAGAGUACCUCGGCACAGGUGUCGGUGGCGCGCCUCGCGUCAUCCGCUUCAAGCAGGCCGUGGCCGCCGAGUUUGCCGCGUCGCGUUCCAUCUGGCUGCCCGCCGAGCAGGAGCUGCCAGAUGAUCUUGACUGGCACUUUGGCUUUGAGAUCCCGCUCGAGGGUCUCGACCAGGGUAAAUCCGAGACGCCGGUGCCCGGGCCAGAAAGGAGGCCGCAGCCGGAGCACGAUAAACACGACGGCCCGAUCGCGAAGCCCGAGGAGCUCAAGAGGGAGCCGGACCUGCUGCAGCGGGCGAGAGCCGUCACGGGCAAGGCCAAGGGCAAUGACCUGACGGUCCGCACUGCGAUUGAGGCGUGGAACUUGGCAGAUACCGAGGCAUGGAAAUUUGCCAAGGCGUUUUUGGCCAGGGAAAGGGUGGAGAGAGCCAAAUUUGAGCAGCAGGAGAGCAAGUAUGCUGGUGGUAUAGGGACGGAUCGCGACAGGUGA